UAUCAGUUUCAUCCGAAGCCACAACAGCAAACAUGAACGCUAAGGUCCUUUUCUUCCUUGGUCUGGCAGCCAUUGUCGCCGCAGACAGCCGGGAAUCCUUCGAGUCCUUCGAGUCAGGUGAAGCCAAGUACGACUUCAACUGGGCCGUCAACCAUGACGACUCCGGCAACGACUUCGGCCACCAGGAGGCCCGUGACGGCGACCACACACAGGGAUCCUACUACGUGCAGCUCCCCGACGGCCGCCUGCAGACCGUCAAGUACUUCGUGGACGGCGACUCCGGCUACGUGGCUGAGGUCAACUACGAGGGCGAGGCUCGUUAUCCUGACUCCUACGAGUCCAAUGAAUCAAAAUAAAAUUUUAUAAUAGCUUUUCGCCUAAUGUAAUAUUGCAGUUGAAAGAGAAUCCAUAACUAAUCACUGGCGUGUUUAUUACAAUAAAUCCAUUAUUAAGU
This is a messenger RNA of Penaeus indicus, 454 nucleotides long. RefSeq names its product pro-resilin-like. The coding region runs from base 33 to 356 and encodes 107 amino acids. NCBI's taxonomy places the organism in Eukaryota, Metazoa, Arthropoda, Malacostraca, Decapoda, Penaeidae. The record is from RefSeq and is a predicted model, not a curated record. Gene Ontology annotation, cellular component: extracellular matrix. The transcript has 3 exons.